AUGUGUUCUUGGAGAAGAAAGAUGAGAUUCAAAUUAGUGACGAUUAUUGUUUUAAACAAUUAUAGAUUAUAUUUUUUAUUUGAUUUACAGAAAUGCGAAAUUUUAAAAGAAGCUGUAAAAAAUGACUCAAAGCGCAUGAAAUUGUACGAUACUCAAACAAUUUUGUGAGAUGAAUUGAGAAAAAGCAUGAAGAGAAGUUUAUAG
Blepharisma stoltei is the source of this 204-nucleotide messenger RNA. The record is from the annotation of a GenBank genome assembly. Lineage: Eukaryota; Ciliophora; Heterotrichea; Heterotrichida; Blepharismidae.